This is a messenger RNA of Volvox carteri f. nagariensis, 2348 nucleotides long. RefSeq lists its product as uncharacterized. Bases 86 to 1162 code for a protein of 358 amino acids. Gene Ontology annotation, molecular function: pyruvate dehydrogenase (acetyl-transferring) activity. Gene Ontology annotation, biological process: pyruvate decarboxylation to acetyl-CoA. NCBI's taxonomy places the organism in Eukaryota, Viridiplantae, Chlorophyta, Chlorophyceae, Chlamydomonadales, Volvocaceae. The transcript is spliced from 10 exons. The record is from RefSeq and is a predicted model, not a curated record.
UAGGACAGUAUAUACAGUCUCGCUGACGUUUUGGUUCUGCGUGAUCAACGAGCAGCACGCGCGGGCCUUCACGAUCAGCCCGAAAAUGCUGCCCGGUCUCCUACAACAAGCUCGCAACCAUGGGGUUCUCUUUCGCCUGCCGCGACUCACUGCGGCUGUCCGUGGGUUCGCUAGCGCGCAAAGCGAGAUGACGGUGCGUGACGCGCUGAACUCGGCGCUUGAUGAGGAGCUGGCUCGUGACGACAAGGUCUACAUUCUUGGUGAAGAGGUUGGCGAGUACCAAGGCGCAUACAAGAUUACCAGAGGGCUACUGCAAAAGUAUGGCCCGGAUAGGGUAAAGGACACGCCAAUUACCGAGGCUGGCUUCACGGGUAUCGCCGUCGGCUCUGCUUUCGCGGGACUCAAACCCGUGUGCGAGUUCAUGACUUGGAACUUCGCCAUGCAAGCCAUCGACCAGAUCAUUAACUCAGCCGCAAAGACGCUCUACAUGUCGGCGGGUCAGAUCAGCUGUCCCAUCGUGUUCCGUGGUCCAAACGGCGCUGCGGCGGGCGUGGCCGCACAGCACUCGCAGUGCUUCGCCUCCUGGUACAGCUCAGUCCCGGGCCUUAAGGUCCUGGCGCCGUACGACUCUGAGGACGCUCGUGGGUUGCUGAAGGCGGCCAUUCGGGACCCAGACCCGGUUGUGUUCCUGGAGAAUGAGAUUAUGUAUGGCCAGGCCUUCCCUGUGAACGCACAGAUUCUCGACAAGGACUUCACGUUGCCCAUUGGCAAGGCCAAGGUGAUGCGGGAGGGCAAGCACGUGACGUUGGUGUCCUUCUCCAAGAUGGUGGGCUACUGCCUCAAGGCGGCGGACCACUUGUCCAAGGAAGGGGUGCAUUGCGAGGUGAUCAACCUGCGCUCCAUCAAGCCCCUGGACAAGGACACCUUGGUGGCCUCUUUGAAGAAGACCCACCGCAUGGUGACAGUGGAGGAGGGCUGGCCGCAAUGCGGUGUAGGCUCGGAAAUCGCUGCGCUGAUGCAGGAGCUGGCGUUUGAUGAGCUGGAUGCACCCGUGCUGCGAGUCACAGGUGCCGAGGUGCCCAUGCCGUACGCGGCCAACCUGGAGGCCGCAGCUCUCCCCCAAGUGGAUGAUAUCAUCAAGGCGGUCAAGAGCGUUCUGUGAAAAGUAUUUGGCAUAGGUGGUGUGGUUGAACCUGAUACUUAAGUGGGAGAGCGAGACGUGUUUUUCUUUGGCGGCAACUGGUAGGCGUGGGUGGAGACCUUCAAUAACCUUGGAAACUGGUGGCUGGAUAAAGAGGGUGGGACGACAGACUUGGGCCGCUCGUCUUUGGACGGAACCCACCUUCUACCCAUGAGGGUAUCUGGUCUCAGCUAUCUGGCCCUUCUCGGGGCUUGUCGGUUUGAAGCGGUUUCUAAUUGGAGGCAGCGAGCAGAGUGCGGGGGGGAGGAGGGGAGUACCAGAAGGCGGGUUUCACCUGGGCGAAAGGAGAGGUGGUAGCACGACACAGGGCAUCGCCUUGUACCGUGCAGGCGGGGUUUCAUGUCUCUGGUGGGGCUUACCACUGCUGCGGGUGUGGAAGUUGCACUGCUGCCGUUGCGUGUCCCACUCCGCGCACUGGAUGUGAUCGGCAGUGAUCGUUUGCUUCCAAGGCCAUCAUCAUCCAUCAUGCCGGCCAGAUUGGACGACGGAGGGAUGGAUAGGCGGAUGGGUAGGAAAGCCAUGUCUUCUCGCAUGCUCUCUCCGGGACUCGUUUGGUGCAACGUCUCGUGUAGGGGAAGGGUAGGAGGUGGCGAUUAUCCAUAGGAUGGUGGAGCUUCGGCCUAUGACUUGCGGCUGUCGCUGCUAGCGACAUAGCGGAUAGGCAUGUCGCAGGGCAAGAGGAUGACAGAGGAGGUGGCGAUGCGUGUUUCGUAGUAUCAGCUUGUCCAAGCAGUUUCGAUAGUAGGUCGAAUGCACUGUAAAAUCCCACUCGGGCGGAAAGGUGGUGAGGUGGUGGCCGGUCGGCUGCUGAAGUUUGUGCGCUACGCUGCACUGCAACGGCUGGGCGUUGUGUUUGGCAGUACUGUGCAUCGCAACGAGUGCUGAAGAGCAUAGGCGGGGAAGGUGUAUCGGGCAUGUACCUGUGUUCUGUGCAGUCCGCAUUGCGCAGUGAUGGCGACGGUGGCGCUGGCUUGGAGGAGCUGGAGAAGGACACCUCGAAUGGCUUCAUAUGUAUUAUGUUUUUUAGCAAGCGUGGUGGGCCUGACUUAUUUAACGGGCAGCGCUUGUGCCCUUCCCGUACGCGUUUCAUAGGACAACAUACAUCCAUAUACAAGGGUUUGGCACCACUGGUAAGGCGCGAUCAUUG